Messenger RNA from Capronia epimyces CBS 606.96, 720 nucleotides. RefSeq lists its product as uncharacterized. The transcript has 2 exons. The record is from RefSeq and is a predicted model, not a curated record. Bases 1 to 720 code for a protein of 239 amino acids. NCBI's taxonomy places the organism in Eukaryota, Fungi, Ascomycota, Eurotiomycetes, Chaetothyriales, Herpotrichiellaceae.
AUGGCUUCCAACCUCCUCACGGAUCUCAAGGACACCGAACAGAAGACCGAAGCACCCAUGGCUUCCAACCUUGUCGCGGAUCUCAAAGACAUUGAACAGGAAAUCGAAGCAACCAUGGCUUCCAACCUCCUCACGGAUCUCAAGGACACUGAACAGCAGACCGAAGCACCCAUGGCUUCCAACCUUCUCGUGGAUCUCAAAGACACUGAAGAGAAAGUCGAAGCAACCAUGACUUCCCAUCCUUACGCUUUAGACGAAUUCAAAGAUCGUGCGAGCAUCUCCUUCCACAUCCCUUUAAAGAUCAUGGGAACUAUAGCCAUGGAGGGUGGCCGGCCAGCCAUCACCGAAAAGACAUCAGCAUUCGAGAAUCUCCCCUUGGAAGUCCACACUGGCAUUAUCAGAGUGCUCAAGCACGUCGAUGCAGCUAUCCUAGCCCUCACCAGCAAAACCAUGGCUGCAAUUGUGCUGGGCGAUCCAGACUUCUCCAACAUCGCCGAUUGGGAAGAAAUGGGUCAUUUGAAGUUGCACCACGGACCAUUCUUCGAAAUGCUUUAUGGCACGGAUCUGCUCCGCCCUCUCAUCCCAUGCCACAUCAUCCCAUGCCCCCUCUAUGCUCGGCAGAUGUGGAUUUGGAGCGCUCGGGUCAAAACCCGUGCCUGGAUAGCCAGACAGGCCGAGCGACAAAUUGCAAAGGCUAGCCAGGGAAAGGCGAGCGAAUAG